Molecule: messenger RNA, 15318 nt
Organism: Fusarium poae
Lineage: Eukaryota; Fungi; Ascomycota; Sordariomycetes; Hypocreales; Nectriaceae
Gene: FpAPS1
Product: Apicidin synthetase
Exons: 3
Coding region: 1-15318 (5105 amino acids)
Biological process (GO): secondary metabolite biosynthetic process; amino acid activation for nonribosomal peptide biosynthetic process
Cellular component (GO): cytoplasm
Molecular function (GO): catalytic activity; phosphopantetheine binding
Source: RefSeq, a predicted model, not a curated record
AUGGCAAACCAACAAACUUCGGCGUGCAACCUUUCCCCUUUUGCUGGUAGAGAUCCAAAUUCUACCAACAUCAAUAAACAAGAAAUUGAAUACCCGUCGACAAUUCCGUUGUCUGUGACUAUCGAGGCGGCCUGGUGCGUUACGCUGCAUCUCUACACUGGCCUCGAUCAAGUUUCGUUUGAGUCUAGGGUAGAUGGCAGCACAGCCACUAAAGUCUGCGAGAUUCAGCCUCACGACUCACUCGCCACGAUUGUCUCGCGCCUCCAACGCGACCGCGUCAGUGAUGAAGACGAAUAUCACUACAAUACUGCAAUCAUCUUCCAGAGGAUCAUCGACAAUGAGUGCCAAUAUCACCUUUCAGAAAUUCUGCAGCCUGGAAUGGACGUUGCCCUGCAUGUUGCAGAUUCCGGCUUUCAGAUGCUGGCCCGCAGUGCUUUCAUGGCCCUUCAUGAAGUGAGGAAUUUAGGCGAGACUUUCUCGCAUGUCCUCACCUCUUUUGACAACAAUCUCAAACAAACCAUCCGUCAUGUUGGAAUCAGCGGAAACGAUGUCGCUCAAAUUGUCAGCUGGAACAGUGGAAACUUGACACGUACCGAGUGUCUCAUCCACGACGAGUUCUCUCGCGUUUCUCAUCUAUAUCCCCACAAACCAGCCAUUGAAUCCUGGGACGGUGACAUGUCGUACCAGGAGCUUGAUGUGGCCUCAAACUCAUUGGCCAAAAAAUUGGCGCAGACCGAGUUCAAUGCUGGCCCUGGUUCGUGGGUACUUUUUUGCUUCAACAAAUCCCGUUGGGCCAUUAUUUCCAUGCUGGCCAUUAUCAAAGCGGGAGCAGCCUGUGUUCCAUUGGAUCCUAGAAAUCCCCCAGCUCGUGUGCAACAGAUUAUCGGAACCACUGGGGCCAAGGUCAUCCUAGUGGGCGAAGCAGACAUUGGCAACCGGCUAUCCAGUGACUUUCCGUCCCUUCAGGUCAUUAACGUCACUAAGAUGGAUGUGGAUCAGGACGAGGACCACCCGAUGAGCAGCAGCAAGACCUCUCUGACAUUGGAGAGCCCUGCUAUCGGACUCUUCACAUCUGGCAGCACCGGAACUCCCAAGGGAAUUAUCGCGACACACGCAACCAUCUGCACCGGCGCUUCUUCUUAUGCGUGCCAUAUUGGAGCUGAUGACAAUACCCGGGUUCUCCAAUUUGCUUCGUACACUUUUGAUGUCUGUAUGGUGGACGUUUUCACAGCUCUCCUCCACGGGGGUACCCUCUGCAUUCCUUCAGAAGAGGAGCGCAUGGAUGGUCUUCAAGAGUACAUCGCUCGAACUCGACCCAACUGGGCGGCCCUGACUCCUACGGUAACCCGCAUUCUAGAUCCAGCAAUGUCUUCAAGCUUCCUUCAAAAGCUUCUUCUUGUUGGUGAGAUGGUCAGAGAGUCAGACAUCGAGGACUGGGUUAAUUCAGGCGUGUCUGUAUACAAUGUUUACGGCCCUGCGGAGAACAACUUGAUCACCACUGCUGCCCAGGUAAUUAAAGGCAGGGCUUCCAAUGUUGGACGCGGCGUCAACACCCGCACAUGGAUCGCAGACUUUGAAAGGGAGCGCCUUGUGCCCAUAGGCGCAGUUGGUGAGCUCAUUUGCGAAGGACCACAGCUCACUCCUGGUUACCUCAAUGACCCGGAGAGAACUCGGACUAGUUUCUUUGAUGAUCUCGAGUGGAUCCCCCGCCCCAGCGUCGAUGGAAACCACGAACAGUCAUUAUCUAGAAGGUUUUAUCGCAGUGGCGAUCUCGUACGUUACUGCGCUGAUGGGUCGCUACAGUGCGUGGGACGCCUGGACUCGCAAGUCAAACUUGGUGGCCAGCGUGUUGAGCUUAGCGAUAUCGAAUCACAUAUACAGGCGCACAAUGCUGCUGUCCUGCUUCCCAGGGCUGGUCCUCUUCAGAACAAACUUACUGCGGUGAUUGAAGGCGUGUCAUUCAUAUCGCAACCGCAUCCGACUUGCUCAUCCGCACUUUUUUCACGCUGCGACCUCGUAGCAGUAGAAAAGGUAACCGAGACCCUUCGGGCAAGCCUUCCUUCAUACAUGUGUCCGUCAGUCUGGAUCAGCAUCGGCAAUCUCCCGUCAUCGACCUCUGGCAAGCUGGACCGAAAGGCGCUGAUGACAAAACUUGAGACACUCUCGCAGGAAGAAUAUCUUGAGCUUGUUCUUGAUGGUGCCAUGGACGGAGAAGAGGAAACUACUCAGGCCGAUGUUCGACAGCAGCUUCUACGUGAAGUCUGUAGCCAAGUCCUGAAUAUCCCAGUUGGGAAAAUUGUAAUGGCGCGAUCCUUUGCCGGUCAUGGAGGGGACUCGAUCACGGCAAUGCAGGCGUCGUCACUCAUCAAGCGAACCCAAAAUUUGGUCGUCGGGGUAAAAGAUAUCUUAACAUGCCCAACGCUAGCAGAAGCAGCCUCACGUAUUCGGGAUGCGACGAAUUCAAUGCAGUUGCCUGUUGCUCAGCCUGGCAAGCUCUAUCCUCUGUCUCCAAUCCAACGCCUCUUCAUGGUGACGGCACCCACAUCUGCAACCUGGAACCACUAUAACCAGAGCGUUCUUAUGCGCCUACGAGAGCGAAGAGAGGUUGAGGACGUGAAGGCGGCUUUGUAUAGCUUGGUCCGCCAUCAUGCCAUGCUACGUGCUCGAUUUGUCAAGUCAUCAUCUGGCGAGUGGAUGCAACGAAUCUUGCCCGAAAACGAGUGCCACCUCGCUUUUGAAUACUUCCCUGAUGUGGUCGUCUUUAAACAGAAAGAGUCGGUUAUGUUGCGGGCUAGGGAGUCUCUUGACAUCGAACAUGGUCCGCUACUGCGUGCCCAGCUUUUCGAAGGUCAAGGCGAGCAUGGUAUGCUUCUCUUCAUUGUAUCCCAUCACCUCAUUGUCGACCUUGUUUCAUGGAGAGUCAUCCUUGAAGAGGUGGAAGCCUGCUUGAAUUCACCAUACAGGAGUAAUAGCCUCCCAAGAGAAGCCCCGGCCUCGAUUGCGUUUCUGGCAUGGUCUGAAAUGCAACAUGAGAUGGCCAAAGGAAUGCGUCCGGAUCAUACCAUCCCUCCACGCUCUUAUGUGCCAGCUCCUGACUUUUCUUACUGGGGCAUCUCCCCUGCUCGGAAUGUGUACCGUGAUGUCACCGAGAAACGAAUCUCUCUGGGCGAUAUGACGACGAGAAACGUGCUAUACGAAUGCCACGAAGCAUUGCAAACAGAACCAGUUGACAUCUUUCUUGCAGCGAUCCUUCUCUCAUUCAAGCGUGCGUUCCCAGAGCGACCGACCCCGCCAGUCUUUAAUGAAGGACAUGGUCGAGAGCCGUGGAACAGUGAACUGGAUGUUUCGCGGACUGUUGGCUGGUUCACCACCAUGUUUCCUAUCUAUGUUUCUGAUAUCAGCGCUGGCGAUGUGGUUGACACGGUGCGAAGAGUCAAAGACUUUCGCAAAGGCACUGCAGAUAAUGGGUUCCAGUACUUUUCGACAAAGUAUCUUCACCAAGAAGGGCGUAGGCUUUUUAAAGACCACAUACCUGCAGAAAUCAUGUUCAACUACGAAGGGAGGUACCAAUCAUUGGAGAAAGAUGACUCCCUUCUCAUGACCGAAGACUGGACAGCUGGAGAAGCCUUAUCCGACUCGUCUCCAGAACUCCAGCGCUUCUGUCUUUUUGAGCUAUCGGCAGCCGUACUAGUCGACGGCGAGCUUCACUUUACCAUGGCCUGGAACUCUCGUGCCAGAUAUCAAGAGAGGAUAUCUUUGUGGCUCACAAGGCUACUCCCAGCCGUCAUAGACGAGAUCGUGACAUAUUUGAUGUUGGGAAAACGGCAGUUCACCCUCAGCGAUCUGGAUCAGGCUGGGCUGAGUGGCUACUCUGACCUAGACGCUCUCGUAUCCUCGUUGCAGACCAUUCCAGGGGUUGACGGUAUCGAGGGAGUGGAAGACAUCUACUGCGGUUCGCCAAUGCAGGAUGCUUUGGCACUCAGCCAGUCGAGGUUGAAAGAUGGCGCAUACGAGAUCGAUAUCACUUGGGAACUCACUGACAGCCGCCACGGGAGCCCCCGGAUUGACCCAAAUCGACUCAGGGAGGCCUGGAAUGACGUCGUCGCUCGCCAUGCUGCCUUGAGAACCGUCUUCCUCGAAGCUACAACAUCUACUAAAACUGCCAUGAUCCAUCAGGUAGUCCUGAAGAAGUAUCGACCAUCCGUCAUUUUGAUGGAUGCCGAUAACUCAGUUAACGCACUGGACGGACUUGCGAGCUGCGUGUCAUACAAAGAGAAGGGCUUGCUGGUUGACAAGAUACCUCCGCAUCUUUUGGCAAUUUGCUCCACCGCUCAAGGCCACACUUUUGUUAGAUUCCAAGUUAAUCACAUCUUGUUUGACGGCAUAUCGAUUUCUCCAUUACUUCGCGACUUGUCCAAGGCCUACCAGAACAGUCAUGGACUUCAGACAGAAUGGAAUUGGAAGCCCUUCGCUGAUUUUAUCCGCUACAUUCGUGACGAAGACCGCCGAGAAGAGGAUAUAGCCUAUUGGAAGACAUAUCUUGCGACGGCUAGACCUUGCUACUUCCCAGCUCUUACGGAUGAGGGUACUAAGCACGACGGCCGAGCAAAUCAACAGAGAGGCUCAGUUAAAGUGCCCAUAACGCGUGAUGUUGCCCAGCUCGGACAGUUCCUGGCAGAGAUGCAAGUGACGAUGCCGACUCUAAUACAGCUCACAUGGGCGACGGUCCUUCGCAUGUAUACAGCUGACACUCAAAUUGUCUUUGGGUAUCUUGCUUCCGGACGAGAUGCUCCAGUUGACAACAUCCAGGAAGCAGUUGGGCCAUUCAUUUCCAUCCUCAUCCAUUUUUUGGAUUUCGAUGACGAGGAAAACAUGUCCGUCGCAGAUAUCCUCCAAAGGAUACAAGACCGCUCUGCUCGUUCCAUUAGCCAUCAAAGUUGCUCUCUCGCAGAGAUUCAGGGUGCUCUUGGUAUAACAGGAAACUCAUUACUGUUCAACAGUGGUAUUUCCUUCAUGUCGAAAUGGACCAAGGAGAUGCAACUGCGUGAAAAGUCGACUCUUCUGUUCGAACAGAUUGCUGUUCAUGAUCCUACUGAGUUCGAUGUCUCUCUAAUUGUAGAGACUGGAGAUGAUGGAGUCAGUGGAAUGUCUGUCUCCAUCGACUACCGGACAGCAACCAUCGGCCGUCAGCAUGCCACGAACAUUGCAGCCUCGUUCGACUACCUUCUCUCUCAGAUUAUACAAGAUCCGUCGGUGCCUUUGAGUCAGAUCGGUGGUAUCAGUACUCUUGACACCGAGCAGAUCUGGGAUUGGAACAAAGUGUUGACACCGCCUUUGGAGAAAUGUCUGCAUGACAUAUUCAUUGACAAGGCCCUUGAUAGUCCUUCAGCGGAAGCCAUCUCUAGCUGGGAUGGGUCGAUGUCGUACGGGCAACUGCAUCAACUAUCGACACGGCUAGCCAAGCACCUUUCACAACUAGGCAUUGGUCCAGAGACGAAGGUCCCAUUGUGUUUCGAAAAGUCUAUAUGGACCAUUGUUGCUAUUAUUGGCGUCUUGAAAGCUGGGGGGUGCUUCGUACUUCUCGAUCCAGCGCAUCCAGAAUCCCGGAUAUGGAACAUUAUUGAUGAGAUCGAGGCUUCUGUGAUGAUCUGCUCACCGUUGACCAACAAGUCGAAGAAGCUGGAUACCUCAACACAAAGAGGUGACCGUCAUGUAACGGUGCUAGAGAUCAAGUCCUCCUUCAUCAACAACCUUCCACUCGUGAAUGAUGAAGUUCCUGUAUGUGCUUUAGUAUCACCUGAUAACGCUGCGUACGUUCUAUUUACAUCUGGAACGACGGGUACACCCAAAGGCGUCGUCGUUACGCAUCGGGCGAUUGUGACUGGUCUCAAUGAGCUAGGCAGAGCGGCUGGCAUGGUUGAUAUGGGAUCUGAGACUCGUACACUUCAGUUCGCGUCGUACGCCUUUGACGCAUCGAUUGGAGACAUCUUCUGCACCUUACAGAACGGUGGUUGUGUAUGUGUCAUGUCUGACGAUAAUCGCAGCCCAGCCGACAUCACCGACUUUAUCCAACGAAGCAGGGCAACUUAUGCGGGUAUCACACCAUCUUUUGCAUCCUUGCUUGACCCGUCAUCAGUUCCAAGCCUCCGAGUUCUUUGUUUCUCGGGUGAAGCAUUAUCAGCGUCACAAAUUGAAGCAUGGUCAGGUCGUGUAAAAAUUAUCAACAUGUACGGGCCCACCGAAGCGACAGUCGCAUGCAUCGCCAAACCAGAAGUGAACAAGACAACGGCUGCAUCAAAUAUAGGCAGAGCAUUCCGUGGAACUACGUGGGUAGUUGACGAGAACAACCAUGAUCAACUCCGUGCUGUUGGUGCUCCCGGUGAGCUUCUGAUAGAAGGUCCAAUUCUUGCUCGGGGGUAUUUCAAGAGGCCAGAACAGACAGCCCAGGCUUUUAUCGAAAGCCCUUCUUGGCUAAAGGACAAGAGACCAAACAGCAGACUUUACAAGACUGGUGACGUGGUCCGGUAUAAUACGGAUGGCACCAUCAGCUAUAUCGGCCGCAAAGACAACCAGAUUAAGAUCAAUGGUCAGCGUGUGGAAGUGUCUGAGAUCGAGCAUACUCUCAGGGCUGCUGUAGGAUCUGCAGCUGGUCCGAUCAUAGUCGAGCUUCUCAAGAGGAAGGAUUUGGGCGAGGCUGAUGUACUGGCUGCAUUCAUAUACGUCGGCGGCCAUGAUCUAGCCCCAGAGUCAAAUCAUACAACAAACAACAAGAAACCCUCUAUCAUUGCUCACAACCCUCAAUUCAUGGACCUGUUUAACAGCAUUAUUUCCAAGCUCAACUCAUCUGGUACCUCUCUGCCACGCUAUAUGGUGCCACAAGCCUUUAUCCCCAUCGAGACAUUGCCUCUUACGACUUCUGGAAAAGUCGACCGAAGGGCUCUACAACAUGCAUCUAGUGAUCUUAGCCGCAGUGAUCUUUUCUCAUUCGCAAUCUCACUUGACACAGAUCCUCAUGAGCAAGAUACCGUGAUUGAAGCUGAUGAAGAUGCCCUGUUGGCUCAGUUAUGGGAGAACGUCCUUGGCGUCAAGGUGAACGGUGGACAAAGUAAUUUCUUCCGCCUGGGCGGUAACUCGAUGGCUGCUAUGGCUCUUCGAGCUGAGGCGAGACAGGCUGGGUUUCAGCUCUCUGUUGCUGAUAUUCUUGCCAAUCCGACCCUAAGAGAUAUGGCGAAGGUAAUGAGUCCUUCACCAUCGACAUCUCUGCGAUCGAAUAAUUCGACUUCUUCCCAGUCACUGCCGAAAUCCCUUCCUACUACUCCGGACGAAGACAAUUUGGGAGUUCCACCAUUUUCGCUUCUCCCAGGUAUGGACCUUUCUUGGGACCAGAAAUUGUCACAAGAGGUUUUCGACAGCAUUGGCAUCCGUUCAAGUGAGAUCGAGGAUGUCUUUCCAUGCACACCGAUGCAAGAAGGCCUGAUGGCAUUGUCAGCGCAUCGAGAAGGGCAUCGAGCAUAUGCAUUGCAUGCACCGUUCAAGCUUCCAUUGGAUCUAGACAGAAAGCGGUUCAAAUUCUCAUGGGAAACAACCACGAUGAUCCAUUCUAUUCUUCGGAGUCGUAUAGUGCCCAACAGUCAGGGCAGCCUUAUCGUGGUGCAAAGCAGUCCAAUUCCAGUCGACGAAAGUACUGCCUCUACUCUAGAUAAACACAUGGAACAACAAAGAAACAAGCAUUUUGGAUACGGUCAGCCUCUUCUCCGCAUGACCAUGGUCUUUGACCAGAGCACACAAUGCCACUACUUCGUUAUCAGCAUUCACCAUACCCUCUUCGACGGCUGGUCCUUUAGCUUGAUGUGGGACACGGCCAUUGAGUUAUAUCAAGGCACGCAAUUAUCGCAACCUGGUCCAUCUUUCCAAUCCUUUGUCCAGCAGCUGAAAAGCGCACCGCUAUCCUCCUCUAAGGAAUAUUGGAGGAGCCAUUUAGUCGAGCAAGACAGGGAAGGGUUUCAGUUUCCUCCUGUCCCAUCCGCCCACAAACCCAUAGCUACGGCAAGUGCAACCUUCCGCUUCUCCUUCCAGUCAAGUAUGGCCAUGUCCGCUGGUGUCACACCGUCAGUCUUGAUCAACGCCGCUUGGGCAAUACUGCUUUCGCAGUAUACGACGAGUUCGGCAGUGAAUUUUGGCGUUACAUUGUCUGGACGAGACUUUCCUAUGCCCUGUCUUGACCAGGUUGUAGGACCGACGAUAGUCACCGUGCCGAGACAGUUUCACGUUAAUCCGAACCAGACUGUUCUGGAGUUUCUUGAAUAUAUGCAACAAGUAACGGCCGCUUCCAUACCUCACCAGCAUCUCGGCAUACAGGAGAUUCGAGCUCUUGGCUUGUCGGCCCAGCAAGCGUGCAAUUUCAGCACAUUGAUACUUGUCAACCAUGACAUGGUCGACCUACGCUCCAGCUUGAGUCCCUUGGGCAUUACUCCAAUCGAGGUAGACCCAAUUGACUUCCACCCUUACCCUCUCGCCGUCGAAUUUUCCAUUGGGUCUGAGUCUGUCUUUGUAAAUGUCGGUUACGAUCCUAUCUGCAUAGGGGCACCGAUGGUCAGCCAUGUGAUGCAGCAAUUUGAUCAUAUUCUCCAGAGUCUUUGUCAGAGCUGUUAUGAUCCAUCUGGAGGCUCAUUUCCAGUCAAUCUAGCUGCUAUCAUGACCAAAGUAGCUCCAAGUCAAUUACACAACAUGCUGAGUUGGAAUGAGGAUGGGCAUCGCUAUGGUGAAUCCCAGCAAUUCCAGUCCAUAAUCGACUUGAUAGACGCCAAAGUCCGGGCGAACCCGCUUGAAAUAGCUGUGAGGGCUGACGAUGGGGCCCUGUCAUAUGCUGAACUUGACCGAUUGGCCAACAUAGUUUCUCAUGGCAUUUCUGAAGGAGGUUCGCAUCCCCUUGGCGAGUUCGUCGGUAUUUGCUUCAAUAAAUCGGCGGCGGCAAUUGUCUCGAUGCUUGCAGUGCUCAAAUCAGGAUCCGCCUUUAUGCCUCUGGGUCCUUCGCAGCCUUCGGCGCGACUCGAGAGUUUGCUUAUUGGAGCUGAAGUUCAAACUGUCCUGACCAGUCCAGCCCAUGUCGCGUUACUAUCGACCCUUCCCUCCCACUGUCGCAUCGUGUCUGUGGAUCUGCAUGAUGUAGCUCAACGCCAACAAACCCAACCUUGUACUUCGAAUCAUGCAAUAGAGGAGACUCAAGCAGCCUAUCUCCUCUACACAUCUGGAACAACGGGCCAGCCAAAGGGUGUAGUAAUUGAGCACGGUGCAUGGUCCAGGGCAAUCGCCUCUCAAAUCGACUUUUUCGGAUUUACGCGUCAGACACGCAUGCUUCAAUUCAGCAACUACACAUUCGACGCGAGCAUCUUUGAGAUUUUUAUCACACUCUGUUCUGGGGGGCUUCUCUGUAUUCCUUCAGAGCACUCAAGGGUAAACGACCUUGAAGGAUACAUAAGCCAGAACGAGUUGAACACCAUCACACUCACGCCAACAGUCGCAAGAGUCCUCCGCCCAGAGAAACUACCUCAUGUCAAACAGUGUCUUUUCGGAGGCGAGUCGUUAACACAGAGUGAUGUGAAGGCCUGGGUGCAACAAGGUCGGCGUGUUACCAACUGCUAUGGACCGACAGAGGCAUGUGUGUUCACCUGUGGCAGAGAUAUUAAGGUCGAGGCUAUUGAUACAAAGAGCACCAAUAUUGGACGUCCCGUGGGGAUUAACGCCUGGAUCAUCAGUCCCAUGACAGGCAGUAUCUGCCCCAUUGGUGCACCUGGUGAACUGUGCCUUGAAGGCCACACUCUGGCUCGCGGCUAUCACAACGAUCCAGAGAAGACCAGACUAUCGUUCUCCACCAGCCUUCUUGACUCUAUUCCUGGAAAGAAGCAUGGAAACAGGGUUUAUCGAACUGGAGACAUUGUUCGCUAUGAAACAGACGGCACACUGGACUUCCUUCAAAGACGAGAUGGUCAAAUCAAGCUUCGAGGUCAUCGAAUUGAUGUGGGCGAGAUUGAGCAUCAUAUCCAGCAUGCUAUGUCAGACGAUGCGUCAUUCUACUCCAGUACCGUCCAGCUAUAUUGGCGAGAUAGGAGAGGGUACGGGGAACCUGAAAUUGCAGCUCUCUUGAGGAUGGAUAUGCUUCACGAUGAGACUGUACAUGAGGUGCCUUGUACGUUGCUCUCGAUGACAGGCAAGAUCCCUACAUCCACCAAGGCCUCACAGCUACGGUACAAACUACGCCGCCUCCUUCCAGAGUACAUGAUUCCAAGCAUUUUUAUUGCUGUGGCCCAUUUCCCUACCACUGCAUCAGGAAAGCUAGACAAGGAGUUUGCCCAAGGUUGCAUUGAAGAUCUCUUGGCUCGAGGACAACAGGAAGCAGAACAAGAUGAGACUUGGUCCAUAACUGAGACCUGUGUUCGAGAAUGGUGGUCUACUAUUCUCGGAGUGGAUGCCAGCCUUAUUAGCCGUCAUGAAAACUUCUUUGCCCUUGGUGGAAACUCGAUACAUGCUAUAAGACUGGUCGGCCUAGCGCGCUCCAACAGCUAUCGCUUGCAGUAUGAAGACAUCUUCUCGUCUCCUAUCCUCGUUGACAUGGUGUCUCAUCUGCUACCAAUUGGUCAUGAUGAUGAGGAAAAGCCGGAGUUACUGUUUCCACCCGAACCUUUUGAGCUCAUUUCCGGACCUGACCUAGAGUUUGUUUUCGAUAACCUCUUUCCCUUGCACAAUAUCAGCAAGAAUGAGGUUGACGAUGUAUAUCCUUGCACAGCGCUUCAAGAGUCCCUCAUGGUUGAGACCGCCAGACAUCGCGGCGCUUACAUGUUGGUCGAGACCGUUGACGUUCCCGCUUCACAGGUCACACGUUUUCAGGACGCAUGGCUUUCAGCGUUCAAAGCAUAUGAGAUAUUGAGGACUAGAAUCGUGCUGAGCCAUGAUCAGAAGCAUGGGGCUUGGCAAGUUGUGAUGAAGAGCCACCCUUUGAGAUGGACAGAGUUUCCUGACGUCAGCUCUUUCGUUGAGUUUGCCUACGACUCACACGACUACGGGAAGCCGUUGAUUCAACUAGGGAUUAUUGAUGACUUAGACAAGACCAAUACGCAAGGCAAUCAAGACGUGGUAAAAUAUGGCUUUUGUGUUCAUCACGCCGCCUACGAUGGGUGGUCUCUGUCAAAUAUCUGGCAGAGAAUCUACCAAGGGCUCUCCGACAGCCCCCCAAGCUACUCAUUCAGUCAUGUUACUCCAUACAAGUCUUUCAUCCGCAAUCUGACAAAACAAACCUCGGAGCAAGCGAUAACUCACUGGGAAGAAAGGUUUGCUGGACUUUCUAAUACGCGACUAAUCCCUCAAUCAAGUCAUGCAGAACACCAGCCAUUGGCAACCGAUUCAACUCAAAGGACUCUCCAACUACCACAGUUACAUGACCAGGGUUACCUACAAGGUAAGACAGCCGCGAUAGCUCAAGCAGCCUGGGCCAAGACCAUUUGCCACUACACGGCAAACAACGAUACUGUGUUUGGCACAAUCCUUUCCGGGAGAGAGUCUGCUGCCGCAAGCAUUUCUGGUAUAGAAGACAUCGCUGGCCCGACUAUUGUCACCGUUCCGUCUCGUACCGUUAUCGACUACAGUUCUUCAGUAUCAGAUCUAGUGGCUGCGGUGCAGCGUGAUAAUCUCAGUGCCAUUCGCUUCUCUCACAUUGGCCUGGAACAGAUCUCCCGUAUAAACCAAGAUUGUCGCCAGGCCUGUCAGUUUGAUAGUAUUUUUGUUGUUCAGCCUCCUUUGGACAAGACAAUGGCAAACACAUCUACUGGUGUCGUGCGCCAGACUAUCGAUACAAAAGGGUUCUUCUCAAGUCCUAUGAUCGUGGAGGUACAGCUGCCAGCGGAGGGCAAAGAAGUGACAGUCACCAUAAGCUUCGACCAUAUCAUAGUAUCAAGCCAUCAAGCCGAGCUGAUGUUAGACACUUACAUCACGAUUCUCGGUAGCCUCUUUCAUUCACCCGAGGAUACGCCGUUGCAAAGUAUAUCUGCGCUUUCUCCAGACCACAUUGCACAGAUUGGCAAGGUCAACGGCAGUUCGGCCAAAACAGUUCGAUCUUGCGUUCAUGAUCUCGUGCGGAAGCAAGUUGAAUUGAGCCCGUUCCUCACUGCUAUUGAUUCAUGGGAUGGAUCGAUGACAUAUGCCGAGCUAGACGAUUUGUCGACGUCUCUAGCAGAAAACCUGUCUUACUUGGGUAUCAAACCCGAGAAGGCAGUAUGUAUGCUCUUUGAGAAGUCCAAGUUUGCUAUCGUUGCAAUUCUGGGUAUUGCAAAAGCAGGAGGUUGCUUUGUGCCCUUGAAUCCACAAAACCCAGUCAAACGACUUCAGCAUCUUGUCCAAACUGUGGACGCCUCAGUAAUUCUCACAUCGCCCCAACACGAAGAACUUUCUACGUCUCUCUCGCGAUGCAAAGUUAUGGUUGUCGGUCCAAACACCCUCCCAUCACCAACAGCGGCCUUUUUGAAGCCGCCUCAUACCUUUCAUAUACCUGUGGAGCCACAACAUACAGCCUACAUACUCUUCACCUCUGGAAGUACUGGGCUGCCGAAAGGAGUUGUUAUUGAGCACCAAGCACUCUGUUCAUCAUUGAUCGCUCUCACAGACCGCAUAGGCAUGGGAACCCAUUCGCGAACGCUACAAUUCAACGCCUACUGGUUCGAUGGAAUGUUGUUGGAAAUCUUCGGCACUCUCAUCGUUGGCGGGACUAUCUGUAGCCUCUCCGAGUCAGGGCGCAUGGACGAUUUAGCAGGCAGCAUUGAGAAGAUUCAUGCCAACACCAUCACUACACUUGCGACUUCUGUAUCGCGCUUGAUCGAACCCAGCAGUGUUCCUUCCCUCAAGACUGUAUGCUUAGGAGGCGAGCCUGUUCUACCCAGUGACAGGGAUCGAUGGGCUUCAAAGGUCAAACUAUUGUCAGUCUAUGGUCCCACUGAGACUUGCAUCAUUAUGCUGGUUGGUGAUAUGACGCGCAAUUCGCCAGCCACCUUGCUAGGUCAACCAGUCGGAAGCCGCGUCUGGGUCGUGAAUCAUCUCAAAGACAAUGAGUUGGCACCUCUGGGCGGUAUUGGCGAGCUUUUCAUCGAGGGUCCCGGCCUUGCUCGACAUUAUCUCAACGAGGAGGACAAGUCUGCGGCCUCAUUUGUCUCCAACCAGUCAUGGAUGGUUCAAGACCAGCAUGUGCAGGAGCCUCGACGUGUUUACAAGACUGGUGAUCUUGUUCGUAUCAGCCCUGAUGGUACUCUGACCUGGAUUGGCCGCAAAGAUUCCUCACAAGUCAAGAUUCGCGGUCAACGAGUUGAACUCGCGGAAAUUGAGGAAACCAUAAGGCAGCACAUUCCCAAAGCCCUUCCGGUUGCCGUGGAAAUCUUUACGCCCACCAGUAAUGAUGAGAUGCAGAUACUUGGGGCAGUACUGGGGACUAGCGGCGUUGUGCCUGGAGGAUCAAGCGAUCAGGUGGCUGCUUAUAUGCAGAAGCUGACAAUUGACCUGAUGCCAAAGCUCAAGGGCACACUGCCGCAUCAUAUGGUUCCAAGCGUUCUUAUUCCUUUGUCUAAUUUACCCUUCUUGAGCACGGGCAAACUAGAUCGCAAGACCUUGCACAGCCUCGCCAUUCCUCUGGCGGUCGAAAUGUCUAAGGGAACGGCUACAACAACUGGGCAAUCGCCAAAAACACCGAAGGAGAAGCUGCUCAGCGAUUUGUGGGCAGAGGUUCUUGGAAGUAAAGAGAAGCCAGCGGGUCGGACCGACAACUUUUUCAAUGUCGGCGGAGAUUCGAUGAUGGCCAUGAGACUAGUUGCGCUGUCAAGAUACCGAGGCUUAGCACUCACAGUUGUGGACAUCUUUAAGCACCCAAUCCUGUCCAACAUGGCUGACGUGAUCGAGGCUUUGGAUCACGAAGAGGAUUUGUUGAAAGAAGGAGCCCAUGACGAUAGGAUAGUUGACGAAAAAGCGUAUACCCUGUCUACGCUUCAGCACCUGUCGCGACAAGCCAUGCCAAUUUGUGCGGAUAAGAUCGAACAGAUAUACCCGUGCACCGGUAUGCAAGAGAUGUUCUUGAACGGAACAGAGGCUUGGCCUGGAGCCCACGUCACGCAGUGGAUAUUCUCACUAGACAAAGACAUCGAUAUGCUUGCUCUUGGAAAAGCCAUUGACCGCUGCAUCAUCCGUUAUCCAACUAUGAGAACUCGCAUUGUACGGAAUAUUCAGACAGGGCAGCUUGUUCAAGUUGUACUACACAAAGGAAAUGAGGCUCCGUGGUCUGUCUUUCUCUCUGAAGAUGUUGACUCGGUCGUGGAACAGGAAAGACAAUGUCAUUGGAUGCAUUCCGGUCUUGGUGAGCCCUUACAGAGGAUCUCACUUGUCCAGAAUAGCUCGCGCCCUACUCAUCUUAUUUGGUCACUGAAUCAUGCUGCUUACGAUGCGUGGAGCCUAGGGAUGAUGCUGAGGUCUAUCGGUCAAGAUUACGCCAAACCGCAAGACGAUCCAGAGACUGCUUUACCUUUCAGUGGAUUUAUACGGCAUAUAACCAAGGCAAGAAAUGCAACUUCAGAGUCUCGCAGCUUCUGGCAAACCUACCUUUCAGACAUGGGUCCACAAACAUUGCUCUUUAACUACUCGGCUCUCAAAGACCCUCGCCAAGACUGCCUUGCAGUAUAUCAAGUAUCGUUCCCCAAACGCGAGGGCAAGACUCCUACGUCGCUCAUAGCAGCCGCUUGGAUAUUGUUACUGGCUCGGCUUACUCAUCGCAUCGACAUCACUAUCGCGUAUCUAGUCACAGGGAGAACUCUUCCCCUAGGUGGAAUCGAUACAUGCCCCGGUCCACUCAUUUCGAAACUACCUCUGCGUGUUCGACUACCAAUUGAAUCCACUGGGAUUUGCGACGCUGCUGAUAUUGUACGCACUGAGAUGGUUCGGGUCAUGCCACAUGAGCACACUGGGCUAGAUGCCAUGCAAAGCCUGACAAGCCAAGAUGCUGAGGUUGCCCCUCUGCAUGCGGCCUCGCUACUAGGCCACUUGCCAUUCGACCUUGCCAUUCAUCCAGCAGGUCACACAGACUUUAGUGGUGCAAAAGGUACUGGCAUGGUCCAUAUGGGACAGAAGGUUGUGGUGCCUCCUCCUGGAACAUUCUCAGCCGAGUGCUCAAUUGUGUCAGAGAAGGAUAACAUAACAGUGGACUUGGCUAUAAUCUGGGAUGAUAGGGCUGUAGAUAAGAGUGGGAUUGAUGAUAUCAUAGAAAUUUGGCGGGAGAUUACAACAGAUGAUACUUAG